AUGACUCCGCCUGGCCAAUGCUCGGACGAGCCAGUCCAACGACUCGCCGGACGGCCGUGCCCAAGAGCCGCUCGGACAAACCCGUGCAAGGGCUCAUCAGACAGGCCGGUUCAACCGGUUAGUCUAGACAGUGUGACAUACUCGCGCUUGGCCUACGACCGCUUGCCAAUCGCGGUUGACCGGGUCUUCAACAAGGCGCUUGCGCUUCUGCACCUCAGACAACGACGAUCUGCGGAGCGGCCGUGGGCUCUCCGAUCUAGCUUGGAGGACAACCGGCUCAAACACCCCUUCCCAUCCGAGCUCGCCGACGAUCUUGAUCCAACGCUCCUGUCUCAACUGUCGCUCUCCCCGGCUAUAGGACCCGCAGAGCCAUUGGACCCCCCUGCGAUCUUCGUCACCGUUGAGUGCCCGGAAAGCGCGGCCUCCUGGCAGAUCCGGCCGGACCUGUUUGGUCUGAUGUCUCAUUCCGAGGACGGGUUGAGCGAGUCGACCUCCUUGUCGAGUUCGCAAGAGCCUCCCACAAUGCCUGUGAUUUCCCAUACAGCCCCCCUUAUUCAAUGGAGUUGUAAGUUGAGGAAGAUUAUGGGAGCUGAGAUGGACCAGUCAUGCCGAAUGUGGCUAUCUCAAUUAGGAUGCUCGGUGGCCAGUUAUAGGGGAUAUGUAACUUCCUCAUAA
This is a messenger RNA of Puccinia graminis f. sp. tritici CRL 75-36-700-3, 675 nucleotides long. RefSeq lists its product as uncharacterized. NCBI's taxonomy places the organism in Eukaryota, Fungi, Basidiomycota, Pucciniomycetes, Pucciniales, Pucciniaceae. The transcript has 2 exons. Bases 1 to 675 code for a protein of 224 amino acids. The record is from RefSeq and is a predicted model, not a curated record.